Molecule: messenger RNA, 4943 nt
Organism: Xenopus laevis (African clawed frog)
Lineage: Eukaryota; Metazoa; Chordata; Amphibia; Anura; Pipidae
Gene: stard13.L
Product: StAR related lipid transfer domain containing 13 L homeolog
Exons: 17
Coding region: 331-4380 (1349 amino acids)
Biological process (GO): regulation of Rho protein signal transduction; signal transduction; actin cytoskeleton organization
Cellular component (GO): mitochondrial membrane; lipid droplet; cytoplasm
Molecular function (GO): lipid binding; GTPase activator activity
Source: RefSeq, a predicted model, not a curated record
AUUCUUGUGCUGCAUGCAAGGCUAACAUGUCUUAUAUUGGGGAUCUACUACGACUCUGUAUUAACCUUUAAUUACCCCAGAUCACUUCAUCUACCCAAUUUACCCCAGAUCUCUUCACCUAACCAUUCUGAUCCCGUCUGCAGUUCCAAAUCACUGGCAUGGAUGCUAGGAUAUUUAGAGACAACCCUCUGCAACAGGAGAAGAAAAUGAUCUGCUGCAGUUUCGAUAAGGAUUUGUGUUGCGACAAUCACGGUUUCUCUACUUGUUUUUAAAAACAAAACUGUUACAGAAUUCUAAAAAUAUGGAUUAUUAUUUAUAAAUCGUUGAAGCAUGGAAGGCCUUUUAGAAGGUGAAGACAAUUUGUUUUAUUCCAUGAGUUACAUGCGCUUCUUAACAGCAGAAAACACGCCUUAUCAAUUCCAAGCAGGAAGGAAUGAAUACAACGGGCACAUUGAGAUUAAUGACAAUAUAUUGGACAUGGAGACUAACAUUACAGAUUUGCCUCACAUAAAUGAACACCAUGUGGCUCUCACAGAGACUGAGGAAAGGCCGUGCUGCCUUAUAGUUGGUAAGGAAUUUAAAAGUGAAGAAGUAUGUGGAUCUAUAUUAUACCCACCAUUAGCAGAAGCCAAAAACUUCUUAGCUGCUGACGCUAAUACAAAGACCCGAUUUAUCCAAGUGGUUGAGCAUGAACCGAGUGCAAUCCUGUUUCGGGAUUUUUCAUUAGAUGCCUCUAUACCCAAGACCAUAAUACAUGAUAUUUUAAACGAUGAAACCUCAGAGGAAAAGGAAUUUUAUGAUGAGGACGAAGAAGAGGAGGCUGAUGAAAACGGGGAUAUCUUCACAGAUUUACCUCAGUAUGAGCCAAUGUUUCCAGGACUUAGAAGGAGUCAGUGUCAUCCAAUAAGCCCAAACGACAAUAUCAUAUUCAAUUUUGAGGAUGUUUGUCAACUGCUCAGCAGUACUCAGAGCAACGUUGAGCAAACAUUGAAUGAAGGUGAAAGAAAUAACCUCAUGGAGGAAAGAAUUCGGUGGUCAGAAUCUAUGACAUGUCUGAUGAUGAAGCUGGAACAGCUAAAUGUAGACAUCGAAGAAGCAGUCAUGGCUGGUGCUUCCCAAUUACAUUUGAUCCCAACAGACUGUUGCACACAACUGGCAAAUUCAUCUAUGACGGACAGAAGGUCACCUGAACUCGAAGCCAAAGAAGCAUGCGAUUGGCUACGUGCAGCUGGAUUCCCUCAAUACGCUCAGCUUUAUGAAGAUUCCCAGUUCCCAAUUGACAUUGCAUCUGUAAAGCGGGACCAUGAUUUCCUUGACAGAGACCAUGUAGAACCACUUUGCAGGCGCCUGAAGACCUUGAACAAGUGUGCCUCAAUGAAACUCGAUGUCAGCUUCCAAAGGAAGAAGAGUGAAGAUUCAGAUGAAGAAGACCUUUGCGCCAUCAGUGACAAAUGGAGGUUCCAAAGACUCAGCCGUCAAUGGUCUCGGGUAGAUGACAUUGAUUUGCUGUUCGGGCGAUCAGAGAGACUUGGUUCAUCCGGGGAAAUGAAAAACACGACUAGUAGCGAGAGUGUUUUGACUGAUCUCAGUGAACCAGAAAUAUGUUCUAUCCACAGUGGAAGUAGUGGCGGAAGUGACUGCAGAUGUUCCUAUGUUGGCAAUAGUGCUUCCAGGGAGACAUUUGAGUGUGCGGACACAAUGUGUAUUUAUGAUUCCAAUCCAAUGACCAUAUUACCUCCAUGGCCAAAAGAUUGUCCAGAUGGUAAACUGAAUGCCAAGAACGAAAAACCUGCAUACACUAAAACCAAAACAUUUUUAAAAUGCAUGGGGACUCUUAGAUCUAAAGGAACUUAUGGGAAAUCUAAAGGCCUUCAAAGAACUGGAGCUAUAAUAAUUAGUGAGCCCAUUCUGCAACUGGAGCCUGACCCACUUAAAACUAUUCCACAACUGAAGCCUGACCUCCUUAAAACAAUGAGCUGUGUUGGCAAUGGCCAAGUGAAAGACUCCACUAUGAACUUUACAGCAACUGGAAAUCUAGAUGUAGUACCAGAAAUAAAAGCCAGCACUGAGAGCACUCCUUGCUUAAAAGAAACACCAGCUCCUGAGCCCAACAAGAGAGGAGGUAUGUAUCUUGAGGACAUUGAUGUCUUUACAGCUUUGGGUACAUCAAAAGCUGGUCAUAAUCACAACCACAAUUUCCAUUCACAAGAAGACCUGGUUGUACAUAUUCCAAAGGACCACAAACCUGGAACCUUUCCAAAAGCACUUUCUAUUGAAAGCCUUUCUCCGACGGAGAAUUUCUAUGGUGUCAACUGGCGGAGUGGAGGUAUUUCUCUUAGCAGGCAAAAAGGUAUUCGUGCUAAAGAACCAAGAAUUAUGUCUUCAAGGUGCUCCAGAGGUAGCAGGCUUAGUGUUUAUGAUAAUGUUCCUGGAUCUCAUUUGUAUGCCAGCACUGGGGAUCUCAUGGAUUUAGAAAGGGAUGAUUUAUUUCCUCACUUAGAUGAUGUUUUGCAGCACAUUAAUGGACUUCAGCAGUCUGUAUACCACUGGUCGAAAGACAUAAUGCCAGACCUUCAAGAUGACGAUUUGUCUGUUGGGGAAUCGGGAAACUCAAAUUUUCAUUCACCCAACCCAAUGAGCUUGGACUUUGAAGGAAAUUCUAUUUCUGAUGGUAGGACUACCCCAAGUGACAUGGAGAGAGAUGCUGCUUCGCUUAAUGAAUCUGAUACUACUGGAACCAGAGAGAGAAGAGAUUCUGGGGUUGGAGCCUCCCUUACAAGAACAAACAGGCGUUUACGGUGGAGCAGUUUCCAGAUCUCCCAUCAGCAAAGUGGCUCAGUUGCAUCACUUCAGAUUAGCAAUCAGUCGGCCGGCCAGCUCAAUCUGCUGCAGAAAUUCUCUUUGCUUCGCCUGACAGCCAUCAUGGAGAAAUAUUCGUUGUCAAACAAGCAUGGAUGGACGUGGUCUGUGCCGAAGUUUAUGAAGAGGAUGAAGGGACCAGAUUACAAGGAUAAGAAUAUAUUUGGCGUGCCAUUGAUGGUUCAUGUGCAGAGAACUGGGCAGCCUCUUCCCCAGAGCAUCCAGCAAGCAUUGCGUUUCCUCCGAAGUCACUGCCUCGAUCAGGUUGGUUUGUUUAGAAAGUCGGGUGUUAAAUCUCGAAUCCAAGCUCUGCGUCAGAUGAACGAGACAUCACCAGAGAACGUGAGCUAUGAAGAUCAGUGCGCCUACGAUGUGGCAGAUAUGAUGAAACAGUUCUUCAGAGAUCUCCCCGAACCUCUUCUCACCAGUAAAUUAGGGGAGACCUUUCUUCAUAUUUACCAGUAUGUCCCCAAAGACCAAAGGCUCCAGGCUGUGCAGUCGGCUAUCAUGCUGAUGUCAGAUGAAAAUCGCGAGGUCUUGCAAACCCUGCUCUGCUUUCUCAGUGAUGUCACCUCGGUGGAAGAGAAUCAGAUGACCCCGAUGAAUCUUGCUGUAUGUUUGGCGCCAUCUCUGUUCCAUCUGAAUUUAUUAAAGAAGGACAACUCUCCAAGAGCAAUACAGAAAAAAUAUGCAACAGGGAGACCGGAUCAGAAGGACCUAAAUGAGAAUUUUGCAGCUACUCAGGGCCUGGCACACAUGAUAAUGGAGUGUAACAGGUUAUUUGAGAUCCCACAUGAAGUCAUAGCUCAGUCUCGAAAUUCCUAUGUAGAAGCCGAUGUGCAUGUCCAAACAAUGGAGGAACUAGGAAAGCAACUGGAAGAGGAAGGGGGGAAUGUGAACACGUACUUUGAGAGUACAAUUCAGGGCCUUCAGAAGGAAGCUAAGGAGAAGUUUAAGGGAUGGAUUUCCCUCUCCAGCACUGAGAAUACUGACCUUGCUUACAAAAAGGUGGGGGAUGAAAAUCCAUUGAGAGCGUGGAAAGUAUCAGUGGAAGUGGAGGCUCCGCCAUCUGUGGUUCUCAAUCGCAUUUUAAGCGAACGGCAACUUUGGGAUGAUGACUUCGUGCAGUCGAAAGUGGUUGAGACUCUUGAUAACCAAACAGAGGUGUACCAGUAUGUGUUGAACAGCAUGGCUCCACACCCCUCCAGAGACUUUGUUGUUUUAAGGUCCUGGAGAACAGACUUGCCGAAAGGAAUCUGCACGCUGGCAGCCAUAUCAGUAGAGCAUGAUGAAGCCAAUCUCAUAGGAGGAGUGAGAGCAGCAGUUCUAGAUACUCGAUACUUGAUUGAACCCUGUGGCUCUGGCAAAUCAAAGCUGACAUAUAUCUGCAGAGUUGAUCUCAAGGGCCAUUGUCCUGAGUGGUACAAUAAAUGUUUCGGACAUCUUUGUGCAUCGGAGGCUUUAAGGAUCCGAAAUUCUUUCCAGCCAAUUUCCGCGGAGGGCCCUGAAACGAAAAUCUGAGGAAUGUUAUUACGUCGGUGGUCAAAAGAAUUUCAGCCAAUGCCCACUGGCUCUAGAAGGAUGCUGGGAUACGUAGUUCAGUGCAAGUUUAGGCUCAAUGUUCCUGCUGUAUUCUAGCAAAUAAUGGACAGUGCCCGUGGUUAUUCCAUCAGACAUUCCUCAGUCACAUCAUCAUUAGUACUAGGUGUUUUAAUUGAAAUUGUACAAAAAGUGUAAAUAUCUGUGUAUAGCAUAUUGGAAAAAGGAUUAUAUAUGUAUCACAUAUAUGUAAAUACAUUCAAAGUAUAUAAUUUAAUGCUUUCUAAGGAAGCUGUGAUAACUUUAUUAUUAUUAAUAUUAAUAUUUGAUUCUGAUAAGGCUCACCUUGUUUCUGUAUAUGUAUAAGUGCUUCUUGGUCUUACCACCAGUAUUAUAUGAGUAUAAGGGAAACUGUCGCUUACUUUAUCUGUGUAUAGAUAAAUAUAUAUAUAUAUUAUGGAAAUAAUAUUUUGUUCUUCUCAUCUGUGAUGCACUGCACUGUGACCUUAAGAAGGUACUUUGUAAAUAAAGAGUAUUUUUUUUCA